UGGAUGGAGUUUGUUCGCCUUUUGAAAUGAGAUGAUUUCCAGGGUUUAGUUAGAUGAUCGGCUGACAGCUUCUCCUGAUGGAUCGAGGCUUUUCUAAUUGCUUUCUGUUGCGCACUGACUGCGUGGGGUGCGUUUCAUUUGGUUGUGAGUCUCGACAUGCUUCACUCACUGCCCCCUAUAAAUUGGAUUCCAACCGCGCGCAAAUGGCCACAGGAGCCUCUGCCCGUUCGGAUUGGCAAUUUCUGGGAUCUGGAUGUUGUUUUCGAUUCCUAUUUUCCUGGUAUUCCACCUGCAUUAACAGUUGAGACCCAGCGUGGGCAUUUUCUCCUGGCAUCUUUCUUUCUUUUGCCCUUUGUUGUUCCUUACAUCACUUGCGUCUUCCUGGCGUUGCGCCCCCUUAACCUACUACCGAUCGAGAUGUGAGACUAUCGAGAUCCUCUGUUUGCCCUUGAUUUCAUUUGUCAGCCAGUCUGAUGACUGCAAAGAUACCUGUGCUGAGUCAUAUGUUCAGUUCGUUUCAUUUUUUCCCUUA
Aspergillus welwitschiae is the source of this 532-nucleotide messenger RNA. RefSeq lists its product as uncharacterized. The coding region runs from base 157 to 423 and encodes 88 amino acids. NCBI's taxonomy places the organism in Eukaryota, Fungi, Ascomycota, Eurotiomycetes, Eurotiales, Aspergillaceae. The record is from RefSeq and is a predicted model, not a curated record. The transcript has a single exon.